Messenger RNA from Bradysia coprophila, 1438 nucleotides. RefSeq lists its product as uncharacterized. NCBI's taxonomy places the organism in Eukaryota, Metazoa, Arthropoda, Insecta, Diptera, Sciaridae. The record is from RefSeq and is a predicted model, not a curated record.
UUUUCAUUGAGUAUAUAAUAGUCUCUCAGUUUCAUUGGAAGAAAAAUGGCGAGUGGUCAAGACAUAAUUCCUUCAGAGUUGGUUCGCCCGUGGACACCAAUUUUUUCUAAUCAACUAAAUCAAAACGCCGAUAUUACUGAAGUGAAAUUCGUUGCAUCGUAUUGUUGGUUCAACCCAGACCAAAGUGUGGGCCCACCAGAAAAUCCAACACUAGUGAUUCCAGGUUGCAUUCCGCGCUUGAGAAGUAAUUUGAAAUUCCCGUUGACAUGUGAAGCAGACGAAACGCCAUGCGUUGACUUAAAUAGUACACAAGUGAGACACAAGGAUCUGUUGCAACCACUUUUUCUCUCAGUUAAAAUGUGCGAGCCGGAAUUCGAAUUUACGGAAAUGGAUGUGAUUUGUGAUAGUAGCAAACUGCGGCUACUCAUUGAAUGGUGUAAAAAACCGAAAACAUUUAGCAUGGAUGCGGAAAUGCUUCGUGACCGUACAAUGGUUCUGUAUGCAUUUGAAAACAAAAAGGAUUACAACCAACAUAAUGUGAACAGCUUUCGAAGAGAUUUCCAUCGUAAAAUCACUGAUCUGCCAACAGGCUGGGAUCACACAUUUGGGAAUUAUCGAAUCAUCUCAUACCGAUAUGCAGAUUUAAAGAUGUUGGUGCGCUCACCACAGUUCGUUCGAGAUGAAACUGACAAUGAAAGUUUCGAUAAUCCGGCAUGGUUGUCUGAACCAGAGGGAACAUUCAACGGUUUAAAAUUCAUAAGAUCUGGAAAGAUUGAACCACAAAAGAAUCUUGUGAAACUCCAAUACACUGCACCAAAAAAGGCACUUAAAAAAGCAGAGAUUUGGCACAAAUUGUACUUCUCUCAAAUUCCACUUUUGCUUGAGGCAUACCGUCGAGAGCCAGUGGGUCGAAAAGCGGAUUUUCAAUCAAUUGACAGACUGACUUUUAGAAAUGAUUUUGAAUAUGCAACUUCUGACGCUCGGCAGGAAAGGAACAUGCUGUUACAAAUGCUGCAUGCUAUGAGAAAACUUUUGCUAGAAGAACGUGAAAAUGGCAAUUCGAAGCUGUCAUUUCAUUUUAAGAAGGGCAGCAGUACCAUUCAGGUAUUCACUUGCAACUUUCCAAGUCAACUCGAGGGUUGGAAUUGCAAUAUAGCUCGAGAACAAUAACAACCAAGAUUUCCAAUUGCGUCGGCGAAUUUUAAAGCAGUCCUAAGCAAUUACUAAACUUGUGGCGUUUGCUUUCAGUGGGGCUUUUUAAUAAACUUUGAACUUUAUGAACAAUCAUGAGGAACAUAUUUUGAGAACAAAAGCUUUAUUUCAACGUUAAGAAGACACUUUCCUCAAGUAACCGUCAAGUUCUCUCGACCUGUAAUCCUUAAAGUUGGGAAAAAAUAAUUUACAUGUUGAACACAGUUAACGGACUUACCUGGACAAA